AUAGUAGCCUCUGGCAAUGGUUCCCAACAGGGGUGUGGCUUUGAAUGUCUCCUGUGGAGGAAGAUCAGGAAACACCUGUGGCUGAGGAGCUGUGGGAUUGGACCAGGAAGGGCUGUGGUGCAGUGAAGUGGUCUGUGCCUGGUGCCCCCUAGAUGGUGCCGAUAACAGGAGAAUGAACCUGACUGCCUUGUAACGCCUGAGAUGCUGGACCCUGAUUGGAGUCAGCAGUGUGGAGUGGUGCUUGUUCUGACUGCAGGCUUGGCACAGUGCUGAAGAGACACAGAAGGGUGUUAGUGCUGUGCUGGUUGGCCACUGCACAGCAAGGGAAAUGGCUCAGUACAAUGUGGGGAUCAACAGCGAGUUCAGAGAUUGGGAGUGGAGUGCAGAUGCUGGGGAGCGGGCAAGGCUGCUGCAGAGCCCCAGUGUGGAGACUGUGCCCAAAAGCAGUGAGGGGCAGGAACAUGGCACAGGGGCCACCUCUACCCUGGGAGCCAUCUUCAUUGUGGUGAACGCUGCUCUGGGGGCCGGGUUGCUCAACUUUCCUGCGGCCUUCAGCACAGCAGGCGGAGUGGCAGCAGGGAUCACGCUGCAGAUGUGCAUGCUGGUUUUCAUCAUUGGAGGCCUGGUCAUCCUGGCCUACUGCUCACAGGCCAGCAAUGAGCGGACAUACCAGGAGGUGGUGUGGGCUGUGUGUGGCAAGGUCACUGGUGUGCUCUGUGAGGUUGCCAUUGCUGUCUAUACCUUUGGCACCUGCAUUGCCUUCCUUAUCAUCAUCGGGGACCAGCAGGACAAGAUCGUUGCUGCAUUGGUGACGGAUCCAGAGGGGGCAGACAGUAGCCACUGGUACACAGAUCGCAAGUUCACCAUCAGCAUCACUGCCUUCCUGCUGAUUCUGCCCCUCUCCAUCCCAAAGGAGAUUGGCUUCCAGAAAUAUGCCAGCUCCCUCAGUGUGAUUGGGACCUGGUAUGUCACAGCUGUUGUCAUCUUCAAAUACAUCUGGCCGGACAAGGAGAUCAAGCCAGGGCAGAUCCCCACAAGCCCUUCCACCUGGAUGGCUGUGUUCAACGCCCUGCCCACCAUCUGCUUUGGAUUCCAGUGCCAUGUGAGCAGCGUGCCUGUCUUCAACAGCAUGAAGCAGCCUGAGGUGAAGACCUGGGGGGCUGUGGUGACGGCAGCCAUGGUUAUUGCUCUCUUUGUCUACACAGGGACAGGUGUCUGUGGCUUCCUGACCUUUGGAACAACUGUGGACCAAGACAUUCUCCUCACCUACCCCUCCAACGACAUCCCAGUUGCCAUUGCUCGUGCAUUCAUCAUCCUGUGUGUUCUGACGUCCUACCCCAUCCUGCACUUCUGUGGCAGGGCUGUGAUAGAGGGUCUCUGGCUACGCUACAAGGGGGAAACAGUGGAGGAAGAUGUAGUGCUUGAGAGGCGCCGGCGUGUGUUCCAGACAGUCAGUUGGUUUCUCCUGACUCUUCUCCUGGCCUUGUUCAUCCCCGACAUUGGCAAGGUCAUCUCUGUCAUUGGGGGCCUGGCCGCCUGCUUCAUAUUUGUCUUCCCAGGACUAUGCUUGAUUCAAGCCAAACUUUCUGAAAUCCAGGAAAGCAGAUCAACCAGCUGGUGGGCACUGGUCAGCUAUGGGGUGUUCAUGGUCACCCUUGGAGCCUUCAUCUUUGGACAGACCACUGCCAAUGCCAUCUUUGUGGAUAUGAUGGCCUGACUCCUUUCCACUUGCUGGUUGAUGCUGUCACCUUUGGGAGGAAAGGGAGUAGCUUUUUCUUUGAGCCAAAAUGGAAAGGAAAAAACUGAUUCAACUUCUGUUGUUUCCAAAAUACUAGUAUAAGUGGAUCUUCUUCCUCUUCAGCUGGGAUAUCAUUAGACUGUUUUACUGGGGACUCCCUACAGUGUUCAUGUUUCAUUGUCUAAUGUACCAAGUCAGACUUAUUCUUUAGCUGCUAUCAUCAUGGUGAAGACCUUGUAUGUUUGCCAAGAUUCACUAUAAGUAGAGCUCAGACACUGUUGUGGUAGUGCACACCAUCAUGAUGACAUCAUGACAGAAGGUUUUGAGAAGAACAUGCCUGUUUUAGGCAGGAGACCAUGUUACUUCAUACAGAGCAUCUUUGGCUGAAGAGACCAGAUUCCUCCCAUAGCUUUAAAGGAGCUUAACCGCCCUGUUCUGAUGGCAAAAUUCCUAGGGAAAUGAUGUAAAGGGAACUAUACCCAUGUUUUAACAUUAUACAUAGAUCACUUUCAGGUUUUUAGCUUUGUGUAAGAGAACCCCAGUACAUUUUCUGUAGGAAAUAUAUUUGUACUGGUGACCAAAUACAGAUGAGUGAUCUUUCUCACAGCUGUGCAGAAAAGGAAUGAUCCACAUCUGCCUCAUGAGAGCUGUGCUGUGGUGAAAAGUCUCAAAAGACUGGGGAACAGGUCUAUCAGGUGAGCUGGCAAAAAGGAAUGCUCUUUAAUCCAGCUCAGGGCAAUCACAUUAAAUAGGGAACUCUGCUAAUCUGCUUUCUCUAUGGCUUGACUAGUCUAUCCAGCUAUCCAUCUGGGAAAGCAUUCUGUCAUAUCCAUUUCUCUUCAGUGCUUGUUUUUCAACCUGGCUUUCUCAUCUGUUGUUUUCCAGUCCAGUUUCUAGUGCACAUGGGGAAAUGACUUCUACACUUGCUUCUCAUUGGUUUACAUUUUUUUUUUUAUUUGAAGGUGCUACUGGGAUUGGCUGCUUUUGUCCUAAGCAUGAGUUUGCUUCAUUAGCAUUGUGUGGAAGCAAGGCCAGGGAAGACGCAAAACAAGCCUGUGCUGACAGGCCCUGGAGUAGCAACAAAGCAGUGUAAUGUUUACAAAAUAGAUGCUGGCCUCUUCUUCCAGUGUGGGGCUUGAUCACUCUUAAGUUCAGGUGCCGUGACUCCAUGUCUGUCGAUUCUGGUUAAGUGCUUUUUGGAGACUUCCAUGUCAAAUCUGUUCUUCCAGUAUGGAUGUUAGUCAGCUAGGGCUGGGUGAGAGGGCUGAAUUUUAGGUUUAAAAGAACACUUUUCAGAUAAAUAAUAGCUUAAUGAUCUACAUCUCGGGACUUUUUAAACAUGUAACAUUACAGUUUUACUCAUGGCUGUUUAUACUAAUCACUGUAUUUCUCUCAGCCUGGACAAGUCUGUUUCACUACAGUUUUGAGGCAGUUUUUACUCUGAGCCCUUUGUGGGUGAGCAGUUUUCUGGGGCACAAAGCUAUCCUCCUUGGGAUCUAUAAACUUCUCAGACUUUUCUGUCUUUUUUUCUUUUUUUUCAAAAGUAAACUCUGGGGUUUUGUUUAGUAUAAAACCUAAAGGGGUCAAGGGAAUUUUAGGGUAUGUUUUAGUGUCGCCGAACUCUUAAAGGGACCUGUAUGUUUCUCUGGAUGUUUGUUCCUUCUCAAGAGCACCAAACUACUCUGACACAGACUUGCAGUGUUGCAACAUGGUGUGUGCAGCCUGUGCAUUGUAACAGUCUGUUAAUCAUGUGUUUCUGUUCUCUGAAUGGAGAGGGGAAGUGGGAAGGAGGGGCUUUCCAGUGGAAAUAUUUGAUUUUUAUUUUAUUUUUUUGUAUAAAAGUUGCUCUUUACAAAUGUU
This is a messenger RNA of Gavialis gangeticus (Gharial), 3598 nucleotides long. RefSeq names its product solute carrier family 38 member 7 (gene SLC38A7). The transcript is spliced from 11 exons. The record is from RefSeq and is a predicted model, not a curated record. Gene Ontology annotation, molecular function: L-serine transmembrane transporter activity; L-glutamate transmembrane transporter activity; L-aspartate transmembrane transporter activity. Gene Ontology annotation, biological process: amino acid transmembrane transport. Bases 329 to 1717 code for a protein of 462 amino acids. NCBI's taxonomy places the organism in Eukaryota, Metazoa, Chordata, Crocodylia, Gavialidae.